Messenger RNA from Botrytis sinoallii, 978 nucleotides. RefSeq lists its product as uncharacterized. The transcript has 2 exons. NCBI's taxonomy places the organism in Eukaryota, Fungi, Ascomycota, Leotiomycetes, Helotiales, Sclerotiniaceae. The record is from RefSeq and is a predicted model, not a curated record. The coding region runs from base 1 to 978 and encodes 325 amino acids.
AUGUUUGAAAGUUUAACGGAGACGGCUUUGACCACCAUCCCAGGAGAAAGGACGUUUGAGGAGGUAAAGGUGCGUCUUUUCGAGAGAGCUAGCCCAUCAGCGGCCCUUGAAGUUGACGACACCAGACUUGGGUCGUCAAUAAUGGUUGGAAGUUCAAUGGAGACGGUUUCGACCAUUAUCCCGGGAAGAUCGCCGACUGUGGAUCACAUCAAGUUGUUUCACUGCAAUCUUCUUAAACAAAAGCUUCUUCAUAAUGAUGAUGCUUGGCAAACACAUUCAAUUCCGUUUUACCGGGGUGUAAAGAUAAUAUGGGAAGAAAACUGCACUUCACUUUGCGAUGUAAAGUCUCGCAAACAUCGUCGCUAUCGAAAGAGUAAGGACGCAUAUGGCAGUAAGGAUGGCAAAUUUGAAGGAGAGAAGCCCUUUGAACGCGAAUUCUCCUUUCGAACUUCCGUAGGUCAGGCCAUAAUGCCAGGUUUAUGCCGCCUCGAUUCGGGGUCCGACAUACCACUUGUAGUUUCGAGAAGAUGGGUGAAAGAGACUGGUAAAGAAGCCGAGAUAUCAACCGACUUUAAAAGUCCAUCCUCAUAUAGUCUCAGCGGACAUGUGAUGGAAUUCACCGGCAUUAUUCGAAACCUUGUGUUUAACCCUAAAGGCUCUUCAACAACAUAUCGCAGAGACUUCUUGGUUUGUGAUCAACUGGAUUCUUUUGUGGAUUUCAUCAUUGGUGCAAAGUUCAUCAUGGAGGAAUGGCAGGUCUUGUUUGGGAACAUGAAGAGACGGAUUGCCGGGUGGUUCAGUCACAAGAAAGAAACGCCCCUAGAACAAGAGGAGGCUCAACUCCUUAAAGACAACCAGGAAAAAGAAGCGCAAGAAGCUGAACUUCGUCGUCAGGACAAGAAAGAUGCUCAGCGCAAGAAAGAGAAAGAUGCCCGCCAGAAACAGCAAGAGGCUGAUAAGUCUCCUGUUGGCGAAUAA